Bicyclus anynana (squinting bush brown) is the source of this 4790-nucleotide messenger RNA. RefSeq names its product aspartyl/asparaginyl beta-hydroxylase (gene Asph). Bases 216 to 3668 code for a protein of 1150 amino acids. Gene Ontology annotation, biological process: peptidyl-aspartic acid hydroxylation. Gene Ontology annotation, cellular component: endoplasmic reticulum. The transcript has 17 exons. The record is from RefSeq and is a predicted model, not a curated record. NCBI's taxonomy places the organism in Eukaryota, Metazoa, Arthropoda, Insecta, Lepidoptera, Nymphalidae. Gene Ontology annotation, molecular function: peptidyl-aspartic acid 3-dioxygenase activity; protein binding.
AUCCCACUGAUUUUACACCUGUUUCUUUAACUAUCUGUCUCUUUUCCCAGCUGUCUUCGCCGGUUAUUUUUAGGUUAAAAUUCUAAAAUAAAUUCAAGAAACGAACAGUGGUACCUACUUUGUUAUUUCAUUGUACUUCCAUUGUUUACACAGGGUUAUGAAACAAUAAAGGAAGUAUCUUCUGCCGCCUGAAGAGCGUCAGAAUAUAUUAAACCAUGUCAGGUGACGUACAACCAAGAAAACGUAAAGAUAAAAAGAAAAAGAAAGAUGAACUAGGUGUAGAGGACCCUCGCGGAACGGCAGCUGCGCUAGGAGAUGGAGAUGUAUUUAUACACUCUCAGCAAGACCAUGGCACAGGCGGACAUUGGUGUGCAAAGAUCAUAUUCUUCUCCCUCUUGGCUGUACUGAUCACUCUAAUUGGAUUGAUUAUACUAGAAAAUAGAGGACUGACUGAAUUGGAGGCAAAUGCAGUGGAGUCGCGAUAUUCUGGUGUUCUGGAAGGCUGGCUAGAAGACACGCCAGAUGAUGACCAUCAUGAUGCACAUACAUUAGAUUUAAAACAUCAUGAAGAUGAGGGUGACGACGAACAUGAUAUUGAAGAAUCAAACCAUGAAGAUGAGGAAGAUCAUGAUGACGAAGAAGAUCAAGAAUCAGAUCAUGAAGAUGAAGAAGAUCACGAUGGAGAAGAAGAUCAAGAAUCAGAGCAUGAUGAUGAAGAAGAUCAUGACGAGGAAGAAGACUCUCGUGAAAACAUAGAGCAAGAUGAUGACGAAGAUGAAUCACAAGAGGAAAAUACUCAAGACGAUGAAGAUGAAGAAGAAAACGCUCCAAGAAAUGAAGAACAAGAUGCUGACAAUGAUGAUAAUCAAAGUGAAGAGAAUUUACAACAAGAUGAUAACGAGGAGGUUGAAGAAAGGGUUUCUUACAAACGAUAUAAUUAUAAUGAAGACGAUGAUGAGGAUGAUGAGGAUGAUCGUGACCAAAAUAAUGAUGGUGAUGAUGAUGAUGACGAUGAAUAUGAACAAAAUGAAGAUCAAAAUGCUGGAGAUGAUGACGAUGAGUAUAAACAAAAUGAAGAUCAAAAUGCAGGAGAUGAUGACGAUGAGGAUGAUUAUGAACAAAAUAAAGAACAGAAUGAUGAAGAUGAUGAUGAAAAAGAAAAUUUGCACGAUAAUGAAAGCAAUGAGAAUGAGGACCAAAAUGAUAAUUUAAGUGUUGAAGAUAAAUAUAGCGAUAAAUAUGAUAUUGCUGAUGGUAGUGAUGAACUACAAAAUGAAGAUCGCGACCACAGUAAUGAAAUAUUACAAGAUGAUAAGAAUUAUAGCAAUGAACAGGAUGCAGAAGAACAAGAAGACACGAAAGAGGACGAAGAUGACGAAGAAGUAGAGAAAAUAGAAAAAGAAGUAGUUUAUGACAAUGAAUACGAUCAAGAGACAUCAAAGGAAGAUGAGCCCGAAGAAAAUGAUGAUGAUGAAGACGACCUCCAGGGUCAGGAGGAAGACGACGAACCCCCACUCGAACGUAUUACAUCGCCGCCAGUAGGAAAACCUUUUGUAGAGAUAGAAGAGGAAGUUAUUGAAAAGCCUAUAAACACCUUAGCCGAAGAAGAAGAGUAUGAGAAACAGCAAGAGCAACUUCGCAAGGAAGAAGAGGAGGCAGCUCAAGGAUCCCAAAUAUGGCUGAAGCUGGCGGUGGGCGGCGCGCUGCUCGUCGCCACGCACGCCGUCUUGCGCCGCGCCACGGCCCCCAGGGAUAUACCUGAACCCGAAGAAGAGCAUGAUAGAGAAGAAACUCCUAUAGUUGAUCGACGCAUGACUCUCGUUCCCGAACAAUCGUCGCCAAGAUUGCUACAGGAAAUUCCAGUAACACAAACUAGUCGUGAAGUUGACGAACAAAUUUUCAAGAAACCUUUCCCAGUCACUAAGUCUUCACCUAUCGUGAAACAAGACAGUGAAAAGGAAGUAAUUGUAAAGAAAGUAACAGUUGAAGAGAAAACGCCGGUAGUCGAUACAAAAGAUGAAGAAAAAGAGCUAUACAGUGACGAAGAAGUUGAAGACGAAGAAGAAGAAGAGGAAGAAGAUAUUGAGGAACCAGUAAAAGAAACCAUUCAAAAGAAAGCAGCCCCAAUAGUUGAACAAAAAUCUGCCGAGGACUCUGAGCCUGAGGACGUCGAAAUAAUAGACGAGGAACAAGUUGACGAGGAACUGGAGGAAGAAGACGAAGAUGAAGAAGAAAUAUCAGAUGUGGAUGACACAGAACUGUUGAGUCGAUUGGAAGCCAAAUACGGCCGUUUACCGGAACCUGAAAGAUUUGGACAGAAACCAGACAAAUUAGAACAGAACUUCGGCAGAUUUGGACAGAAACAUAAAGACGGUGGUAACAGCAUAGAAGAUGACUGGCCCGGCGAGCCCAGUGACGAGUACUGGCGCACAGAACUCAACGUCGCCGAGGAAGAACUCCGCCAAGGCGCGUGGAGUGCGUGCGAGCAGCGCGCCGGUGCGCCCGCGCUGGACAGCAGUGCGCGCGCGCGCUGGCUCACGGCGCGGGCGCUCGACCUCACCGCCGAGGCCCGCCGCGACAACCGGCUGCUGACCCGCGCCAUCGCCGCCUACCUGCAUCUGCUCAAAAUGAACGAGCGCCUCUCGGAUAAGAAACUCCUGGAAGUCGCCCAAAGAACCAUUGAUAGAAUCCAGUUCAGAGGUACGUACCUAAGCGCCGAACCGAUUUAUAGACUCUUGAUUAGAAGGUUCCCCGACAAUGUGCACUAUCGGAAUAACUUGACGGUCUCUUUUUUAAUGGCUAACAGAGCAGAUUUAGCAGAUGAAGUUUUAAAGGAAACGCUACGCCUUUGGCCCGACGACCGUAUAGCGCUGGCUCAUCAUGGAUUUGUAUUAAAGACUAAAUACAAUAAAUUAGAAGAAGCUGUGACAGUUUUAUACAAGGCGCUAGAAGGAGACACCGGAGCCGCGAACGAGCCUCGCUUCUACUACCAUUUGGGGGACGCUCUAUUGCUUCUGGGCAGAUUUGAAGAAGCUCACGAAGUCCACAAACGCGGGGCGGCGUUAGGACACUUUUUAUCGCCUUCGCAACGCUCGUUGUACAAUGUGCCGCGAUUGAGAGGUCGUCCGUGGUGGCCGGUUGAGGAGACUCCGUAUGUAAAACUGGCUCGAGCCCUGGAAAAGUCGUGGCGGGAUAUUUUAAAAGAGGGCGAGGCGGCGAAAGCUUUGUACGAGAAAGAGAAGGAAGGUUUGAAGGAGCGCGGUGAUUGGUCGCAGCUGGAUCUGUUCGUCCGAGGGGGGGAGAUUCCGGGGCGAUGUGCGCGCGCGCCGGUCACUUGUGGCAUAGUGCGCGCGGAGGCGGCGGCGGCCGGUUGUCGGCGCGGACAGGUGAAGUUCAGCGCGAUGGCGGCCGGCACGCACGUGCGCCCGCACGUCGGCCCGACCAACUGUCGGCUGCGGAUGCACUUGGGCCUUAGCAACACCAAAGAUACUUACAUACGAGUGGACAAGGAUAUUAAACAAUGGCAGACAGGCAAGACAUUCAUAUUCGACGACAGCUUCGAGCACGAGGUAUGGCACAACGGCACCGGCUCUCGUCUGGUGCUGAUCGUAGACGUGUGGCAUCCUGAGCUGACAGCCAAAGAGAGGCGCACUUUGCCUGCUAUAUAAACGCCUAUUUUUGACCCCCGACGCAAAAAGAGGGGUGUUAUAAGUUAAACGUGUCAGUCUGUCUGUGGCCAUAACUCCCGAACAGAUGAAGCGGUUUCAAUUUGGCUUUUUUUUUUGUAUGAAAGGUGUCUUAUGUGCGAGUGUUUUUAGACAUGUUUGAUAAAAAUCAGUUGAGCCGUUUUAAAAGUUUGGGAGUUUUUCAAAAUUUCAAAUUUUAUGUUAUGGACAUUUUGGCAUAUGCCUCGUCCAACUUUUUCCACUCUUUUCAAUCCCGUACAGCCUCUACUGCCCUUCGCCUGUGAUAAUACAUUCUGUACUAUAUAUAAUUAAAGAAACUUCAUAAAGUACAUAUGUGUAAAAUUUUAAAAUUCAGAAUAAAGUUCUUAUAAUAUUUAAGACCUUAAAUGAAUUCUGAUAGCGUCGUCCGCAUUUUGUCCUAUCGAAUCAAGAAACUAUACAAAAUGUAUGUAGGAGUAGGCUGUAUAGUUACCGAUCUUUGCCUGUUGUGUGGACAAGUUAGAAAAAAAAAAGUGAUAAAAAAAAUAGUGUACUUCACUAUUGCGAUGAAUGAUCAAAUAUUCAAAUUGUAACUUUGUGAUAUCCACAUUAAUAAUUGUAGAUAGGGUUUUGUCCGGUAAAUUACCUGUAAAGCUGUUUAUUUUUGUUAGUAUGGAAUAAUUAUAAGCAUUAAUGUAAUCAUACGACUUUGCCUACUUUGAUUCCGAUAAAUCACAAAACCCAUUACUACAUACUUCCAUUUCAUCUCCCUAGUGCCUGACAUUAAUAUUAAUAUCACAAUUUUUUAUUAAUCCUGUGUAUAUAAAUUUAAAAAAUGUAUUUAUAAAAAUCAAUUAUAUAAAUAAAUGGCAUUGUAUUAUAUUCACGAGAAAAUGUAAUAAAUUAUGCAUAAUUGUGUUUCUUUUCAAUAUUAGCUGCACAAAAAAGACUAUGCUAAUAGAAAAAUUCAAAUGUUUAUAAAAUUCUUUGUACAGCGUCUAUUGAAAUGGAUGAAAUGAUCUGAUAUUCUGCAUUUCCUCUGUUAAUCCCUGUUUUGUAUUUUGCUCUAUGAAUGUUAUUUUUUACAUGUUUUGUUAGUAAUAAAAAAGUUACAACGCUCGGAAA